Molecule: messenger RNA, 1018 nt
Organism: Hydra vulgaris (swiftwater hydra)
Lineage: Eukaryota; Metazoa; Cnidaria; Hydrozoa; Anthoathecata; Hydridae
Product: ester hydrolase C11orf54 homolog
Cellular component (GO): nucleus
Molecular function (GO): hydrolase activity, acting on ester bonds; zinc ion binding
Source: RefSeq, a predicted model, not a curated record
UUUAGAAGUUUAUGAUUAGUUAAUUAAUUACAGGAAUCAGUUAUGAAUUAUUCUAUAGAAGAAAAAGAAUUAUUUCAACCUCCACUAAAGGAAGUCUGUGAUGUUUUUUUAAGUGGUUUAUUAAAAAAUUUUAAAAAUGCAUCUGUUACUAUUGAAGAAUGUCCUGAUUUGACUAAGGAACCCUGGACUCUUGCUUCUAAUGGAAUAUGUGGGACUCCAUACCUUUUAGAUGUAGGAGGAGUUCCUUAUCUUACACCCAAUCCUCAAUUUCAUAAGAUUUACAAUUAUGAAACAAUUGCUAAAGUUUUACCAUUUGAUAAUGUCCUCAUUCUUGGUUCAGGUGCAGGACCAUUUCAUAAAAUUGGCUAUAAUUGUGAGUUAAUGGCUAAUAUGUAUAUUAGUAAAGUUUUUAAAAAUGAGUCUCGAAUUGCAUCUAUCGACAAAAAUGGUUCAUAUGAGCUGCAAAUUAAUCAAGAGAAAGAAUUUGGAAUUCUUGGCAAUUUUCUUGCCUCUGAGGGAGUACCUGGAAAGGUCAUUAAAGUCAAUGCUAGUGUAAGAAAAGGGGGAAAAAAUUUUAUUGAGUGUAUUAGAGAAUCUUUAAGGGCAAAAUAUCCAGAUAAUAUGAUUGGUAUGGGCGGUGUAUUUGUUAUCAAGUCUGGUAAAGCUAAAAUUCAUGUCAUGCCUGAUUUUUCAUGUUCUCCAUUAAAUACAAAAGAAGAUGUUGACAAUUGGCUGCGUUUUUUUGAAAUGUCUUCUCCACUUGUUUGUUUAAGUGUCUUUUACAAUAUUGAUCAAGGAAUGGACCUUCGUAUUGAUCAUACCCAUUGUUUUAGUCAUCAUGGAGAUGGUGGACAUUAUCAUUUUGAUACCACGCCAGAUGAUGUUAGUUAUGAAGGUUUUUUUGUUUUGGCAGAAAAAGUUUUAAGAAUUGAUCGCCCAUGUUAAUUUUUUAAAUCUUUAUUUAGUUUUGAAACAAAAUAAUAUAAUGGCAAUAAUAUUAUUAUUUGUGAAAAAAAUA